Ceratotherium simum simum (southern white rhinoceros) is the source of this 2844-nucleotide messenger RNA. It is a transcript of the gene LIG1, whose product is annotated as DNA ligase 1. Gene Ontology annotation, cellular component: mitochondrion; nucleus. Lineage: Eukaryota; Metazoa; Chordata; Mammalia; Perissodactyla; Rhinocerotidae. Gene Ontology annotation, molecular function: DNA ligase (ATP) activity; DNA binding; ATP binding. Gene Ontology annotation, biological process: Okazaki fragment processing involved in mitotic DNA replication; DNA biosynthetic process; lagging strand elongation. The record is from RefSeq and is a predicted model, not a curated record.
AGCUGACGGCCGACGAGGAGGAGCAGAGGGGAAGGGAGAAUUCUGACGCCAUCAUGCAGCGAAGUAUCAUGUCAUUUUUCCACCCCAAGAAGGAGGGCAAAGCAAAGAAGCCAGAGAAGGAGACAUCCAACAGCAUCAGAGAGACGGAGCCCCCUCCAAAGGUGGCGCUGAAGGAGCGGAAUGGAGUGGUGCCCGAGGGUGACUCUCCGGUGAAGAGGCCGGGGAGGAAGGCAGCCCGGGUCCUGGGCAGCGAAGGGGAGGAGGAGGAUGAAGCCCUCACGCCCCCCAAAGACCAGAAGCCUGCCCCGGACUCUCCGAAAGUCUCUCCUCCCAGUCCUGUCACACUUCCUGAGAGCAACCCUUCCCUCUCCAGCACGUCUCCUGUGCACACCUCCCCAUCAGGGAUCCCGAAGCGUCGCACAGCUCGGAAGCAGCUUCCCAAACGGGCAAUUCAGGAUGCCCUGGAAGAGGAGAGCGAGGACAAGGAUAGAGAAGCCAAGAGGAGGAAGGAGGAAGAAGAAGCAGAGACCCCGCCAGAAAGCCUCACAGAGCCUGACGUGGCCGACAAGAAGGAAACAGAAGAGGAGGACCAGCCCACAACACCCCCUGAGCCCCUAAAUGCCCCCAAAGCAGAGCCCCCGACAGACCGCGUUUCAGAGCCUGAGGGGGCUGUGAAGCAGGAACCACAGGAGGACCAGACUCAGCCUCCCCCCCGAACUCCCAAGACACUCAGUGGCUUCUUCAGCCCCCGGAAGCCGGCAGUCAAAAGAGAUGUGGAGGAAGAAGAGGGAUCUGAUGCUCCAAGAAAGGAGGAGACCAAGGGACCCCUGGACCCUCCCAGCUACAAUCCCACCAAGAACAACUACCACCCUGUUGAAGAUGCCUGCUGGAAGCCAGGCCAGAAGGUCCCCUACCUGGCUGUGGCCCGGACAUUUGAGAAGAUUGAGGAGGUGUCUGCUCGGCUCCGGAUGGUGGAGACGCUGAGCAACUUGCUGCGCUCCGUGGUGGCCCUGUCACCCCCAGACCUCCUCCCCAUCCUUUACCUCAGCCUCAACCGCCUUGGGCCGCCCCAGCAGGGCCUCGAGCUUGGCAUCGGUGACGGCAUCCUUCUCAAGGCAGUGGCCCAGGCCACAGGUCGGCAGCUCGAGUCCGUCCGGGCUGAGGCCGCCGAGAAGGGCGACGUAGGGCUGGUGGCUGAGAACAGCCGCAGCACACAGAGGCUCAUGCUGCCCCCGCCCGCUCUCACUGCCUCUGGGGUCUUCACCAAGUUCCGGGACAUCGCCCGGCUCACCGGGAGUGCCUCCACAGCCAAAAAGAUGGACAUCAUCAAAGGCCUCUUUGUGGCCUGCCGCCACUCAGAAGCCCGAUUCAUCGCCAGAGCCCUGAGUGGACGGCUGCGCCUCGGGCUGGCAGAGCAGUCGGUGCUGGCCGCCCUCGCCCAGGCUGUGAGCCUCACACCCCCGGGCCAAGAACUCCCCCCGGUCGUGGUGGAUGCUGGGAAGAGCAAGACAGCAGAGGCCAGAAAAACGUGGCUGGAGCAGCAAGGCAUGAUCCUGAAGCAGACGUUCUGCGAGGUGCCCGACCUGGACCGGAUCGUCCCCGUGCUGCUGGAGCAUGGCCUGGAACGACUCCCGGAGCACUGCAAGCUGAGCCCAGGAGUCCCCCUGAAACCAAUGUUGGCCCACCCCACCCGCGGCGUCAGCGAGGUCCUGAAACGCUUUGAGGAGGCAGCUUUCACCUGCGAGUACAAAUAUGACGGGCAGAGGGCACAGAUCCAUGUUCUAGAAGGCGGGGAGGUGAAGAUCUUCAGCAGGAAUCAGGAGGACAAUACCGGAAAGUACCCCGACGUUAUCAGCCGCAUCCCCAAGAUUAAACUCCCGUCAGUCACAUCCUGCAUCCUGGACACUGAAGCCGUGGCUUGGGACCGGGAAAAGAAGCAGAUCCAGCCCUUCCAAGUGCUCACCACCCGCAAACGCAAGGAGGUGGAUGCAGCGGAGAUCCAGGUGCAGGUGUGUUUGUACGCCUUCGACCUCAUCUACCUCAACGGAGAGUCCCUGGUACGGGAGCCUCUUUCCCGACGCCGGCAGCUGCUCCGGGAGAAUUUCGUGGAGACGGAGGGCGAGUUUGUCUUCGCCACGUCUCUGGACACCCAGGACACGGACCAGAUCGCCGAGUUCUUGGAGCAGUCGGUGAAAGACUCCUGCGAGGGGCUGAUGGUGAAAACCCUGGACGUCGACGCCACCUAUGAGAUCGCCAAGAGGUCGCACAACUGGCUCAAGCUGAAGAAGGACUACCUCGACGGCGUGGGUGACACCCUGGACCUCGUGGUGAUCGGCGCCUACCUGGGCCGGGGGAAGCGGGCCGGCCGCUACGGGGGCUUCCUGCUGGCCUGCUACGACGAGGAGAGUGAGGAGCUACAGGCCAUCUGCAAGCUUGGAACUGGCUUCAGCGACGAGGAGCUGGAGGAGCACCACCAGAGCCUGCAGGCCCUGGUGCUGCCCACCCCGCGCUCCUACGUCCGGGCGGACGGAGCCGUGGCCCCCGACCACUGGCUGGACCCCAGCACCGUGUGGGAGGUGAAGUGUGCCGACCUGUCCCUCUCCCCCAUCUACCCCGCGGCCCGCGGCAUGCUGGACGGUGUGAAGGGGAUCUCCCUUCGCUUCCCUCGGUUUAUUCGCGUCCGGGAAGACAAGAAGCCAGAGGAGGCCACCACCAGCGCCCAGGUGGCCCGUCUGUACUGGAAGCAAAGUCAGAUUCAGAACCAGCAAGGCACAGACUUAGACUCCGACCUGGAGGAUUUCUACUAGGCUCCGCCCUGCUGGGGCCCGGGGCCGGGGCGGCGGU